Messenger RNA from Capronia coronata CBS 617.96, 417 nucleotides. RefSeq lists its product as uncharacterized. NCBI's taxonomy places the organism in Eukaryota, Fungi, Ascomycota, Eurotiomycetes, Chaetothyriales, Herpotrichiellaceae. The transcript has a single exon. The annotation marks the transcript as partial. The record is from RefSeq and is a predicted model, not a curated record.
AUGACCACGGCGGCUUUCCAAGCAUCGACGGCACCUAUCAGUCUACCUCCCAUCAGCAGCAUCGACUUUCACGCCCACGUUGCGCAUCGGUCGUCUCCAGAAGUGGUACAACCGCUGCCACCACCUCCGCCUGCAGCGCCACGCGUACUACCACCACUUCCAUAUCCCUAUGCAGCACGACCUGCACCUCCGCCUCCACCUCCACCUCCGCCUCGGAUUCCUCACGACUAUUUACACGCACGGCCUAUAUACCCAGGCAUUCCGUCGAGUUACCAGCCGAUGCCCGCGCGUAUCCCUUUGCCUUCAACAACGGAUCCCCACCUGAUCGUCGCUCCCACGAGGCACAAGGCUAAGGAAGUCAAGAGACGGACCAAGACAGGAUGUUUGACUUGUCGUAAACGGCGCAUCAAGGUGAGU